AUGACUUCCCCCUCCGCUGAUUUUAGAGCUAGAAGCUCUUCCAAUGCCAUUUCAUUUCAGGACUAUCUUGAUGUAUCGGCAUUGCUCUUCGACUGGGGAGAUAGUUACGACGCAAAAGACUGGUCUCGUCUGCGUGGCAUCGUCGCUCCGACGCUCUACGUUGACUACUCCAAGAUUGGCAAGGCUGUAUGGGAAGCCAUGCCGGCAGACGACUUCGUAGCUAUGGUGUCCAACGACGACUUUCUCGGUGAUCAAUGCGUCAAGACGCAGCAUCUGCUCGGCGCGACGCGCUGGGAGCGGAUUUCCGAAACUGAAAUUGUUGGAUAUCAUCAGUUGAGGGCCGCCCACCAGGUUUACACGGCACCGGAUUUGCAGACGGUCAAAUUGCAGGGCCAUAGCCACGCGACUAACAAGCACUUCUAUACCAAAGUUGACGGAGUGUGGAAGUUUGCUGGUCUAGCUCCGUUGGUUCGAUGGAAUGAGCAUGACUUUGAAAAGGUGUUCAAGGGCUCAUUCAAAGACUAA
This is a messenger RNA of Cordyceps fumosorosea ARSEF 2679, 525 nucleotides long. Its product is annotated as conidial pigment biosynthesis scytalone dehydratase Arp1. Bases 1 to 525 code for a protein of 174 amino acids. The transcript is spliced from 3 exons. Gene Ontology annotation, molecular function: scytalone dehydratase activity. NCBI's taxonomy places the organism in Eukaryota, Fungi, Ascomycota, Sordariomycetes, Hypocreales, Cordycipitaceae. The record is from RefSeq and is a predicted model, not a curated record. Gene Ontology annotation, biological process: melanin metabolic process.